AUGGAAAACGAAAAUACUGCUCCAGCUGAAAUCGAUAAUCCGAAUGCUGAGCAUGCUGAAGAAGAUAUUGAUAUAGAUGAACUCUCUAAUCAAGUUCAGACUGCAUUUGAUGCUUGGGAUGAAAAAAUCCAAAGUAUGUUUUUAGUUUUCUAA
Molecule: messenger RNA, 153 nt
Organism: Trichomonas vaginalis G3
Lineage: Eukaryota; Parabasalia; Trichomonadida; Trichomonadidae
Exons: 1
Coding region: 1-153 (50 amino acids)
Source: RefSeq, a predicted model, not a curated record